Xylona heveae TC161 is the source of this 1647-nucleotide messenger RNA. Its product is annotated as rubredoxin-NAD(+) reductase. Gene Ontology annotation, molecular function: 2 iron, 2 sulfur cluster binding; flavin adenine dinucleotide binding; oxidoreductase activity, acting on NAD(P)H. The record is from RefSeq and is a predicted model, not a curated record. The transcript is spliced from 3 exons. Lineage: Eukaryota; Fungi; Ascomycota; Xylonomycetes; Xylonales; Xylonaceae. The coding region runs from base 1 to 1647 and encodes 548 amino acids. Gene Ontology annotation, cellular component: cytoplasm.
AUGGCGACACACGAGUUCAAGCUCAAAGACCUUACGAAACUUGACCUUCAGCCUGGCGAGAAGCGUGAGGUCGAGGUCGAGGGAGUUGAGAAUGGCAAAGUCUUACUCGUCCAAGUUGGGGACAAGACUCAUGCUGUUGGACCAAAAUGUACCCAUUAUGGCGCACCUUUGAAGAAUGGUGUCGUGACGCCUGAAGGCAGACUAACGUGCCCCUGGCAUGGAGCGUGCUUCAAAGUCAGCACUGGCGACAUUGAGGACUCGCCCGCUCCGGAUCCAAUCGCGACCUUUGGCAUUGCAGAGAAAACCGGCGCCGUUUAUAUUACAGGAGAUGAGAAGACUAUUCAGUCAGGAAGGGUCCAACCCAAUAUGGCUUGCUCUGUCACUGGCUCUGAAAAGGUUGUCAUUGUUGGAGGUGGAAGCGGAUGCUUUGGCGCACUUAGCGGUUUGCGGACGGGUGGUUUCAAAGGACAAAUCACUGUCAUUUCACUCGAACCCUACCCCCCGAUCGACCGGACCAAGCUUUCUAAAGCCCUCCUGACCGAUGUGUCCAAAUUGACUUGGCGACCCAAGGAAUAUUGGAGUGGUGCCUCAAUUGACCUGAUCAACGACGAAGUUACCAAGGUGGACUUUGCCAGCAAAUCAGUAACCACAAAGAAGGGCGCGCACUAUCCGUAUACCAAGCUUGUCCUGGCUACUGGUGGCGUUCCCAAUCAGCUUCCCUUGCCGGGCUUUAAAGAACUUGACAAUAUUUUCCUUCUCCGAACGGUACCGGAUGCCGAAGCCAUCGUAUCUGCCGUUGGGGACAAUGGUAAGAAAAUUGUGGUAAUUGGCAGCUCUUUCAUUGGCAUGGAAAUUUCCAACUGCCUCGCUCAGAAGGGUAACACAGUCACAUGCGUUGGACAAGAGAGUGCACCAAUGGAGCGUGUCAUGGGAACCAAGGUGGGCAAGAUAUUUCAGUCUUUACUUGAGAAGAAUGGAGUCAAGUUUAAGUUGGGAGCCGCCGUGGACAAAGCUACUCCAUCGAGCAACAACUCCAAGAGUGUAGGCGCAGUACACCUCAAGGAUGGCACCGAUCUGGAAGCCGACCUUGUCGUGCUAGGAAUUGGUGUCAAGCCUGCAACAGGAUUCCUUAAAGAUGCAAAGGAAAUUGAACUUCUCAAGGAUGGCUCGCUCAAGACAGACGAAUCAUUUGCGGUUACGGGCCUACAAGACGUCUAUGCUAUUGGAGAUAUUGCUUCUUACCCCUACCAUGGCCCCGGCGGCGACGGAGAACUCACCCGGAUUGAGCACUGGAACGUUGCGCAAAACGCGGGCCGAAGCGUCGCGAAUUCUAUUGCUCACCCUGGCGCAAAGCCGAAGCCAUUUAUUCCUGUUUUCUGGUCUGCACUGGGCUCGCAACUGCGGUAUUGUGGUAACACUCACAAUGGCUAUGACGACGUUGUGAUCAAGGGCGAGCCUGAACAAGCCAAGUUUGUAGCAUACUACACCCGGGGCGAGACCGUUGUUGCUGUCGCAAGCAUGCAAAUGGAUCCCAUCAUGACCAAGAGCGCCGAGCUGAUGCGCAGAGAUGGGAUGCCCAGCAAGAGUGAGAUUGAGAAAGGCGUCAACCCCCUGGACUUGAGCGUUCCUAGCGGGGUCAAGAUUUAA